UUCUUUGUCGUAUAACUAAUUUCCUGCUAAUUUUCCGAUCCAUCGACUCAUUACCCAUUUAGUAUUACAUGUAAAUUACUUCCAAAAACCAGAACUCCAUAGCUUUGUGGGUUUCUUUUAACUUCCAUUUGCAUACUCAUUCUAGGUUUUGUUCUUAAAUGUUAUAGUGCGAGUAAAAAGUGUAUUGGGUUUUAGCUGGAUUAGUCUAGUGGGUUCUAUUACUGAAAUUUGGUCAUUCAAAUAGAAUAGUUUUGUAGUGGUAAGCUUAUUGGUUGGUCAUUGUGAGUGUUGAUUCUUGAAAAGGGGUCAAAGUUUUAAGACAUUGUUUAUUGAAGUCAUGGUUUCAAUUGCGAAAACUUUCUUGAUGUCACCUAAUUCUUCUUUGAAAUCAAGGUAUAAGCCUCGGUUUCAAAUUCGGGUUCAGAGUUUAGAUAGUGAGGAUUUGACGUUGGUGUCUCCGGUUGCUGUUAAUGGAGUUUCUUCUGUUGGGGAGAAAGAGAGAAUUGAGUCAUUGCCUGAUAGGGGGAAUGUGAGAUUGGGUUUAAAUGGAGGGAGCAAGAAGAGGCAGGAUGUUGCUCCAGAAAAAUUGGAGAUGUUGUGGGAUGAUGGAUAUGGGACUCAGACUGUGAAAGAUUGCCUUGAUGCUGCCAAGGAGAUAAUUAAGCCCGAUGGCGGGCCGCCUCGGUGGUUUUGCCCUGUUGAAUGUGGGCGGCCGAUAAAAGAUUCACCAGUUCUUCUGUUUUUGCCGGGAAUGGAUGGGCUUGGAUUGGGUCUCAUUUUGCACCAUAAAGCUCUUGGGAAAGUUUUUGAGGUUCGGUGCAUGCACAUUCCUGUUUAUGAUCGAACACCAUUUGAAGACUUGGUGAGAUUUGUUGAAGCAGCUGUGAGGUUUGAGCAUGCAUCAUCUCCAAAUAAACCAAUUUAUCUGGUGGGAGAUUCCUUUGGAGGAUGCCUAGCACUCGCCGUUGCUUCUCGUAAUCCUAGCAUUGACCUAGUAGUAAUAUCAGUUAAUCCAGCAACGUCAUUCAGCAGGUCGCAGCUACAACCUUUGUUCCCCCUAUUAGAGGCUUUGCCUGAUGUACUUCAUAUUACCAUCCCUUAUCUUCUUAGCUUCGUUAUGGGUGAUCCAUUGAAAAUGGCAACGGUCAGUGUCGAGAGUGCACUUCAUCCUGCUCUAGUACUUGAACAAUUGUCUGGCAACCUUACUGCUAUGCUUCCACGUCUUUCUGGCUGGGCUGAUAUUUUACCCAAGGAAACUCUUCUUUGGAAGCUGAAGCUAACUAAAUCAGCUGCUGCUUAUGCUAAUUCCCGCCUCCAUGCCAUCACAGCUGAAGUACUUGUGCUUGCGAGUGGCAAGGAUAACAUGCUUCCUAGUGGAGAUGAAGCUCAAAGGCUUUCAAGUUCACUACAGAACUGCAAAAUUCGGUAUUUUAAGGACAAUGGGCAUACCAUUUUAUUGGAAGAAGGCGUUAAUCUGUUGACUAUUAUUAAAGGUACUUGCAAAUAUCGUCGUUCAAGCAGACGGGAUUAUGUCAUGGAUUUUCUGCCUCCUAGCGCCUCAGAAUUCAAAGAGACACUUGAAAGAAACAGAUUAUUUCGCUUAGCUACUAGUCCAGUUAUGUUUUCAACUUUGGAAGAUGGAAAGAUAGUAAGAAGUCUUGCAGGGGUUCCAAAUGAAGGACCUGUCUUAUUAGUUGGUUAUCACAUGUUGAUGGGAUUUGAGCUUGUUCCACUUAUUGAAGAAUUCUUGAGAGAGAAGAACAUAUUGGUUCGUGGCAUCGCACAUCCGCAGUUAUUUACGCAGCAAGCUGAAGGUCACUCCGAUUUUCUUUCUUUCUUUGAUUCGAUUAGACUGUUUGGUGGAACACCUGUCUCACCAAGCAACCUUUUCAAAUUGCUAUCUACAAAAUCACAUGUGCUGCUUUAUCCCGGUGGGGCACGUGAGGCUCUCCAUCACAAGGGUGAAAUGUAUAAGUUAUUUUGGCCUGAACAACCUGAGUUCGUUAGGAUGGCAGCAAGGUUUGGGGCCACCAUUUUACCAUUUGGAGUUAUUGGAGAAGAUGACAUGGCAGAACUAGUACUUGAUUACAACGACGUGAUGAGAAUCCCUGUACUUAAUGACCACAUUAGAAAAGCUAAUCAAGACGGUAUAAGAUUGAGGGCUGAAAUGGAUGGGGAGAUUGCCAACCAACAUCUGUUUUUUCCGGGCGUUUUGCCCAAGGUUCCCGGUCGCUUUUACUAUCUUUUUGGAAAGCCAAUACAAACAAAGGGAAAGAAAGAGAUGCUGAAAGACCGACGAAAUGCAAAAGAAUUGUACAUGCAGAUAAAAUCCGAGGUUGAACGCAGUAUGGCUUAUUUGAUUAAGAAGAGGGAAGAAGACCCUUAUAGGGGUAUCAUUGAAAGAACCGUAUAUCGUGCAGCUUUUGCUCCCACAGAUCAAGUCCCAGCAUUUGAACCAGAGCAACUGGUUUAGAAUGGUAGAUCAUUUUAUUUUUAACAAACCCGUCAUUGUAUACAUGGAAUGUCGUUUAUGUAUGAUAUAUGUUAUUCAUAAAACAAUAUUGUUUUUGUACAAAAUUUGUGUGAGCCUAAUUUUAUCGUCAAAGACAUCAAUAUAUGGUCUAGAUAUGCAUCUGGUGGUA
This is a messenger RNA of Cornus florida, 2642 nucleotides long. Its product is annotated as phytyl ester synthase 1, chloroplastic-like. Gene Ontology annotation, cellular component: membrane. The transcript is spliced from 13 exons. Bases 338 to 2473 code for a protein of 711 amino acids. Lineage: Eukaryota; Viridiplantae; Streptophyta; Magnoliopsida; Cornales; Cornaceae. The record is from RefSeq and is a predicted model, not a curated record.